Ipomoea triloba (trilobed morning glory) is the source of this 1194-nucleotide messenger RNA. RefSeq names its product fasciclin-like arabinogalactan protein 21. Lineage: Eukaryota; Viridiplantae; Streptophyta; Magnoliopsida; Solanales; Convolvulaceae. The transcript has a single exon. The record is from RefSeq and is a predicted model, not a curated record. The coding region runs from base 1 to 1194 and encodes 397 amino acids.
AUGGCCACCGCUCUGCAAGUGGAGGAGAUCCUCCUCCUCCUCCUUCUCGUCUUCCGUUUCACCUCUGCAGCCUCCGUCUCUGGCUUGCCGCCGUCGUUUCCGCCACCGUUAGAGCAGUCUCCUCAUCGCACUGAUGAGACUUACGCGCCUCCUCUGGUCGCCACCAUUCUCUUCACUCUAGGCUUCCAGGAGCUGUCUACGGCCGUCGUCAGCGCGAAUAUCUCCGCUGCAAGUCCGAUCACUAUAUUUGCUCCUGCGGAUUCAUCGCUGGCUACUUGUCCUACGUGCUCUCUCUCACUGCUCCUACAGGAGCACUCUGUUCCAGGACUGUAUCCGCUCCACUUACUGCGCAAGUUAGCCUCCGCCACUAAAAUCCAUACACUAGCCGAAAAUCGCUGCCUCACUGUCACGACCACCGUCGGAGUGGCGCGGGAUCAGGAUCCGGGGAAGGUGUUCGUCAACGGUGCCGAGGUCGUUCAGCCGGACAUCUUCCACAACUCCGUCAUGGUGAUUCACGGCGUCGAAGGCUUUCUCACUCACCUCUCGACGAAGUCGUGCAACAUGGAGGAGAUGACUACUAUGUCGUUCCCGCCUCAACCGCUUGAGUCUACAACAGGAACAAUGAUGAUAUCUAUCAUGCGCCUUAUGCAAAAUGACGCCAUCCUCCGGCUGGAGAGCAUCGGUUUCAGAAUCGUCGCAUUGGCGAUGAAAGUGAAGUACGCCGAGAUUUCCAAGCUCAAGGCCAUGACUGUGUUCGCUAUUGAUGAUGCCAACCUCCUCGCCGGUAACGGUUUGCUGUAUCUCUCUAAUUUUCAUUUCCAUGUUGUUCCGAACAAGAGGAUCCUUGCACCGGAGCUGGUGAAUUUGCCGGCUAAGACCGUGUUGCCUACCAUGGAUGGUGAGCACAAGCUAGUGGUGACCAGUACAGGCGGCGGAGGGGCACUGGCUCCGUUGAGGAUAAACUAUGUCAAGAUCACGGCUCUUAAUCUGCUGCACAACAGCAAGAUCGUCGUCCAUCAAGUGUCUGCGCCAUUCCCCCAUAUGAUUGAUCAGACGGCUCAGGACAGCAUUGCACAUAUUGGCCAGUCACAGUCACAAUGUGAUUUUAAUUCGACUGAUGGGACGUGCAACAUCGAUCAUGCUGCGAAUGCUCCUUUGUUUCCGGCGGAUUCUGAACGCCAUUUUGGUCUCUGA